CCAGCAGCUCCGCGGGCGCGACGACGCACUCCUCUUCGACCACCUCCGCCGCCGCGGCGAGUGCGUGCGUGUGUGCGAGUGCGUGUGCGGUGGUUCGCGUGCGUGGGCGAAAGAGGGAGUGAGAGAGAGAGAGUGAGAAAGAGCGAGAGAGAGAGAGCGAUAGUGGCCGGCACGAUGCAGGCGAGCCCGGUGGUGUUCACCAUGUUCCUGGGCGCCAUCUUCGGCGUGCUGUCGGCGUCGCUGAGCAAAGCCCUACGCUACCAGGCGCCCGACGAGUGCCGCGCGCGCCCGGCCAACAUGCCGCCCGGCACCAUCACCGCGGGCGGUGCCGACUUCCUCGCGAGCGGCGGCGAAAUCGGCGGCUCCACGGAGAAAGUGGCGCUCGAGUGCCGCCUGCGCACGAUCAACAGCGAGCUCGAGAACACCAACUUCAGCGUCAUCCAGCCCGAGCACACUGUCAAGCUGCGCCUAGAGUGCAGCGACGUGCUCUUCUUCCAGAGCUCGCUCAGCGCCGGCAGCUUCCGGCCGCUGGUGGAGCUGCGCGAGCUCGCCAUCUGGUACUGCAAGAUCGGCAACCUGUCGGCGGGCGCCUUCCGCGGCCUGCGCGAGCUGCGCAACCUCACGCUGCGCACGCACAACACCGACUGGUCCGCCAUGACACUGCAGGUGGACCCCGACGCCUUCACCGAGGAGCUCGGCCUGCUCGAGCGGCUGGAUUUGGGCGAGAACAACAUGUGGACGCUGCCCGACGGCGUCUUCUGCUCCCUGCACAGCCUGGAAGUGCUCAACCUGACGCGCAACCGCCUGCGCGACGUGGCCGGCUUCCGCUUUAGUGCGGGGGCGUCACCGCCCGGGUCGCGCUGCGGCGCCAAUCUCAAAAUGCUCGACCUGUCCAACAACAGUGUCGACUCCCUGCCGCCCGCCGUCUUCUCGGGGCUGUCGCGCCUGCAGCGCCUCAACAUGCAGGGCAACGGCAUGAAUUUCUUGGCCGACCGCGCGCUCGAGGGGCUCACCUCCCUCACCGUGCUCACCCUGGCGCACAACAAGCUCAUCAGCCUGCCGCCCGAGCUGUUCGCGGACACGCGUGACAUCAAGGAGGUGUACCUGCAAAACAACUCCAUCAACGUGCUCGCGCCGGGGCUGUUCGGGGAGCUGUCGCAACUGCUCGUGCUCGACCUGUCAAGCAACGAGCUCACCUCCGAGUGGGUGAACGCCGCCACCUUCACGGGCCUCGUGCGCCUCGUCGUGCUCAACCUGUCCGGGAACCGCAUCGCCAAGCUCGAAGCCUCCGUCUUCCGCGACCUCUACAGCCUGCAAAUCCUGCGCCUCGAGGACAAUGUCAUCGAGACCAUACCCGAGAACACCUUUGCCUCUCUUUACAAUCUGCAUACAUUAAUCCUAUCCAACAAUAAAUUAGCCGUGAUAGAUAGCUAUACCUUCAAUGGCCUCUAUGUCCUUAGUCUCCUUUCCCUAGAUAACAACAACAUCCGAAGCAUUCACCCCGAAGCAUUAAAAAAUUCCUCGAGCCUUCAGGACCUCCACCUCAACGGAAAUCAGUUCCUAGAUGUUCCUGAAGUACUAAGGGACGUACCGCUUCUAAAGACAUUAGACCUGGGUGAAAACCACAUAAUCAACAUCGCCAAUACAUCCCUGAGCGACAUGAAGCACAUAUACGGCCUGCGGCUAACGGAGAACAACAUAGGCAACAUCACGAAGGGAACCUUUGACCGGAUGACCGGUUUAAAAAUUCUUAAUUUAUCGCGCAAUAAAAUUCACAAAAUUGAAGCGGGCGCUUUCGACAGCAACAUUAACCUGCAGGCCAUUCGUCUGGACGGCAACUACCUGUCGGACAUAACCGGGCUCUUCGCGAAGCUACCCAGCCUCAUCUGGCUGAACAUUUCCGACAACCAGCUGGAGUGGUUCGACUACGCGCUCAUUCCGACCGGGCUGCAUUGGCUCGACAUACACGCGAACCGGAUCGCCGAGCUGGGCAAUUACUUCGAAAUAGAGAGCCAGCUGCACCUGAGCACCUUCGACGCCAGCUCUAAUAGGCUGACCGAAAUCACGGGCAGCUCCAUCCCCGACUCCGUCGAGCUGCUGUUUCUUAACGACAACAAGAUCAACAAGGUGCAGUCGUAUACUUUUUUCAAGAAACCUAACCUCACUCGGGUGGACCUCCAGAACAACAACAUAAGCAGCCUCACGCCCCAUUCGCUGAGAAUUUCGUCCGUGGCCGGCACUCAGAAGCUACCUGAGUUCCAUAUCGGGGGAAACCCUUACCAGUGUGACUGUGAUAUGGAGUGGUUACAAAGGGUGAACACGAACAGUGCUCGAAAUCAGCCGAAGCUUGUGGACUUGAAUCACAUUUAUUGUAAGCUUCUGUAUAACCGUGGCCGCCGGUACGUACCACUCGUGGAGGCGACCCCGCAGCAGUUCCUGUGCCGCUACGAAACGCACUGCUUCAGCUCGUGUCAUUGCUGUGACUUCGACGCGUGCGACUGUGAAAUGACGUGCCCUACCAACUGCACGUGCUACCACGAUCAGGCGUGGAACGCGAACGUUGUUGAUUGCACGUCGGCCGGAUACAUGCAGAGGUUACCGGACCAAAUCCCCAUGGACGCCACGCAGCUGUACCUGGACGGGAAUGACAUUCGGCAGCUCGUGAGUCACGCGUUCAUCGGGCGCCGGAAGCUGUCAGUGCUGUUCCUGAACGCGUCCAACAUCGACAUCAUCCACAACCGCACCUUCAACGGCCUCAAAGAGCUGCGCACGCUGCGCCUGGAGGACAACUCGCUGCGGGAGCUGCGCGGGUACGAGUUCGAGGGCCUGGACGAGUUGGAGGAGCUGUACCUGCAGCGCAACCGCAUCACGGCCGUCCACAACUCCACGUUCGCGGCCACGCCGCGCCUGCUCAAGUUGGACCUGUCGCAGAACCGCCUGUCGCGCUUCGUCGUGUGGCACCUGCCGUCCACGCUCACCAAGGUGGCCCUCGCCGCCAACCCGUGGUCGUGCGACUGCGACUACACCAACAGCUUCCGCGAGUGGUUGCAGAAGAACAUAGAAAGUGUGAAAGACGCCUCGUCUAUACGGUGCGUGCGCGGUGCGAACGAAUCCGAGGCGGAUGAAUCAGAUGUGGAGUUUGAUAACGGUUUGUUUAUGAUUUCCGAUAACUCGUCCACGUGCUAUGGUAGUGUGAAUGUCAGUAGUGUUGUCAACAAUGUGACAGUAGUGAAAAAUAUCAUUCAGCGACAACCAAUCAACGACUACAUUCCUCUGCUGAUAGCCACGUUGUGUGCGGCAGUGGUAGUGAUCUUCAUGAUUCUCGUGACAUUCAUCUACCGCCAAGAGCUCCGCGUGUGGUUCCACUCGCGCUUCGGCAUCCGGUUGUUCUACCGGUCCUCGGACCAGGACCGCGACGACCGCGACAAACUGUUCGACGCGUUCGUGAGCUACAGCUCCAAAGACGAGACGUUCGUGGCGGAGGAGCUGGCGCCGCACCUCGAGCACGGCGACCCGCCCUACAAGCUGUGCUUGCACUACAGAGACUUCCCCGUGGGCGCCUUCAUCGCCGAAACGAUCGUGCAGGCCGUGGAGUCGUCGCGCAGGACCAUUAUGAUCCUGUCGGAGAACUUCAUCAAGUCGGAGUGGUGCCGCUUCGAGUUCAAGUCGGCGCAUCACCAGGUGCUGCGCGACCGCAGAAAAAGACUGAUCGUGGUGCUGCUCGGGGAGGUCCCGCAGAAAGACUUGGACCCGGACAUCCGGUUGUACCUUAAGACAAACACGUACUUGCAGUGGGGCGACAAGUUGUUCUGGGAGAAGCUGAGGUUCGCGCUACCCGACGUGCCCAACAACAAGCGAGGCCGGCUGGGCGGCCCGCGCAACAGCAACGCCGUGGCCGCGGCGGCAGCGGCCACGCCGCGGCACACGUGGUACACCCACCACGUGACCGGCACAACAACCACAGCCACGGGCCGCAGGCACCAGCGCCAACACCACCCCGCGCUCCGUCGCCAUCCACAUAUAGAAUGGCGGGGCCGCGCGGCGCCCCGGCCGAAUCGCGGUGGGUUCCGGCCGCCGUCGCAGCUUGGCCGCCGCCGCAAGCUGCCCCUGCCGCCCUUGCCCUGCCAUGCGCGCGUCGGCGCCGCCCGCGAUGACUUCGGAACAGGCUCCUUAGGAUGCGAGGCCGUCGCCACCGCUCCCGCGCUGCCGUCGCCGCAGCCACAGCCGCCGACGCUGCAACCGGCUCGUUACCCGUCGGGCGGUGCCCGAAACGCGGCGACAGCGUCAAUUGGGGUUAUCUUGGGCCUACAAAUGUUUCUUUCGCCGCCCUUCAAUGAACAAUUGGGAUCUUGUUAA
Gryllus bimaculatus (two-spotted cricket) is the source of this 4356-nucleotide messenger RNA. The record is from the annotation of a GenBank genome assembly. Lineage: Eukaryota; Metazoa; Arthropoda; Insecta; Orthoptera; Gryllidae.